This is a messenger RNA of Heterostelium album PN500, 1554 nucleotides long. RefSeq names its product flavin-containing monooxygenase. The record is from RefSeq and is a predicted model, not a curated record. NCBI's taxonomy places the organism in Eukaryota, Evosea, Eumycetozoa, Acytosteliales, Acytosteliaceae. The coding region runs from base 1 to 1554 and encodes 517 amino acids. The transcript has a single exon. Gene Ontology annotation, molecular function: flavin adenine dinucleotide binding; N,N-dimethylaniline monooxygenase activity; NADP binding.
AUGGAUAAUAUAAGUAAAAGUGUAGCAAUUAUAGGUGCAGGACCUUCAGGACUGGUCAGUUGUAAAUCAGCGUUGGAGUGUGGUUUGUUACCAACUGUCUUUGAGAAGAAUAGCGAUGUUGGAGGAAUUUGGUCGGUAUCAAGUGGUAAAGUUUGGGAUUCACUCCACACCAACCUCUCUGUGCACACUAUGAUGUUUUCAGAUUUCCCAUGGGAGAGCGAAUGGUAUUCCAAAGAUUUCCCACCACACACAGAAGUUAUCGCAUACCUCGAUCGAUAUGCCCGUCAUUUCAAACUGUACCCACAUAUCCGUUUGAAUUCCACUGUAAUCUCUGUCUAUAGCGAUGGAAAGAAAUGGAUAGUUGAAUCGAUAACAACAACUGCUGCCGAUGGUAGCAAAUCAGAAGUAAAGAACAAAGAAUCGUUCGAUUCCAUUAUUAUUGCAAGUGGAAUGCUUGAAUACCAGAGACCAUUGAAUAUUGUUGACAUUGAGAAGUUCACCGGUACGAUUUCUCAUGGUCGAGACUAUAAGAAUGCUGGACAGUUUACUGGCGACUCGUUUUUGGUGAUUGGUGACAGCUAUAGUGGUUGUGAAAUCGCAGCGGAACUCACUAUGAAAUCAGCGGAUGUUUCUGUCACUCAAUUGAUGAAGCGACCCUCCUGGAUAUUGGAAAAAUACUUGCCAAGUCCACCUACCAAACCAGAUGAUCCGCCCAAACUCUUACCUCUGGAUUUUCUAUUCUUCUCAAGAGUUGGAAUAGAUUUUUUUGCAACAAAUUUCAAAACAUUACCAGAGGCAUUCAAAGUUCGACAUGAAAUGUUGUCACAGAUGUGCGCCAAACAACAGUCAGUUAAACAUCUACAACAUGAGCUGCCAAAACAAGAUUGUCCAUCUAUUUGUAUCUCUGAUAACUAUACCGACAUUGUAAAGAGUGGUAAAAUUGAUAUCCAUCCACAGAUAACCGGUAUCGAAGGAAAAACAGUACACUUUUCCAGUGGAGAAUCAAAAGAAAUCGAUCAUAUCAUUUUAGCAUGUGGUUUUUCCUAUGAGCUACCGUUUUUAGACCACAGUGUUCUGAAGGACAUUGAUUAUGACCCAAAUGAAAGGGUGGUACCGAUCAUUCUUCACAAGACAGUGUUCCAUCCUACAAUGGCUAAUAUUGGUUUCGUAGGUUGGUAUGUCGCUGCAUUGUUUCCAAUCAUUGAAUUGCAAGCGAGAUGGCUAACCUUGGUUUUAUCAGAGCAAGUGGAUGCACCAACCAAAGAGCAGAUCGAGGCAGGUAUGAAUGCUGAGCGAGCAAUCCGUGAUAGUCCAAUCAAAUUGCGAAUUCCACAUAUGGAAAUGCCAGUGAUUGGCGAUGAUUUGGCAGCGCAAUUCGGAGCACUUCCAGAUUUACAAAAAAUCAAAGACGAAGAUCCUCAUUUAUAUCAUUUGAUUUACAACAACUUUGCAUCACCUGCAUCCUAUAGAUUAACAGGUCCUUAUGCCAACGCUGAACUGGCCACAAAGAUAUUGAACGACAUUAAUAAUAAAUAUUAUAUAAAUUCAAAAUAG